AUGGACAAACCACUGAACUCUAAACAUGUCGAGAAUACCGAUGUGGAAGAAGCUGGCGCGGAAAUUCACAUUACCAAAUCCAAGGUCAAUGUGAGUGGAACCGUUCAGCUCACUGCAGGCACUAUUGUGUAUAUCCCGACUCCCACGAACGACCCUCGAGGUUUGCCUUCCGCAUCAAUGGGUAUUGGCAACUUGAUUGGAAUGCCAAUAGCCAUAGCAGUUGGCCGCCGCAUUGUUCUACUCGGUGCCACGGCUGUCAUGGUUAUUGGUGCUAUAUUGUGCGCCUUCGCAACGAAUUUUGAUUGGCAUCUAGGGGCGCGUAUGCUCAUUGGCUUCGCUGCAGGUCAGAGUGAAGCUCUUGUUCCCAUGAUUACCCAGGAAAUCUUCUUCCUUCACGAGAGAGGCACAUUCCUCAUGCUCCAGCAGACCAUUCAGACAGUCGCGACUGCGAUAUUCGUUCUGUUCGCCAGUCCUAUCGCAGAAGCUAUCACACCGCAGUGGUGGUAUGGUCUUGGCGCCUGUCUGGCUGGAAUUUCCCUGCUCAUGGCAUUUGUUUUUGUUCCCGAGACAAAAUACCACCGCCCAAAGUCUUCAUACCAAGAGACGUCCACCGAAGGCUCGGAAAAACAAUUGGGUGAAAAAACUAUCUCCAAAGACACAUACAGAGUUGUUACAGAGAGACCUGCUCUUGACUUCAUUACCUACGAGGCUCGCACUUGGCGUUCUGAUCUCCGGCUCUGGAUUGGCUCGCCUGAGUGGCGCAAGGCGAUGGAAACAUUCAUACAAUCUUUUCAACUUCUUCUGUUCCCCAACGUCCUUUGGGCUAUGGCUUUGAAUGGGCUCACACUGGGUGUCAACAUUGCCAUUGGCACUACCUACGGAACUAUUUUCACGACAUUGUACAAUUGGCCGCAGACCGCAAGCUACGUGAAUUGUGGCCAAAUCGUCACUUCUCUUCUAGCCCUGCCAGUCUUUGGCUACGGCUCAGACAUGCUCAUCGCCUGGUUCGCUGGAAGGCGAAACGGGAUUCAUGAGCCAGAGAUUCGCUUACUGCCACUCAUAUUCCCCAUUCUUGUCGGUACAUUUACCGCCGUACUGUACGGAUAUGGUGCUACCUAUCCUGCGUCUUACCACUGGUUUCUCUAUGUCUGGGCUGUUGCUGCUUACUACUUCACUUUCAUUGGCGCGAACAUUGUUGCCAUCACAUAUUUACUGGAUAGCUAUCCCCAGCGAGCUAGCUCGUUGUUGAUCAUUAUUUGUGCGUUUCGUGGUAUCAUAUCGUUCGGUGUUAGCUACGGCAUUAGCCCAUUCAUCGACCGAAAUGGGUAUGAUGGAGCCUUCAGUACUUUUGGGGGUCUGACUGCUGCGCUCGGGCUACUUGGAAUUCCUGUGUUUAUCUGGGGCAAGAAGAUUCGUGAGUUAACCGGGGGAUACGCGGUUGACAAAGAGUAA
Molecule: messenger RNA, 1452 nt
Organism: Penicillium antarcticum
Lineage: Eukaryota; Fungi; Ascomycota; Eurotiomycetes; Eurotiales; Aspergillaceae
Exons: 4
Coding region: 1-1452 (483 amino acids)
Biological process (GO): transmembrane transport
Cellular component (GO): membrane
Molecular function (GO): transmembrane transporter activity
Source: RefSeq, a predicted model, not a curated record